This is a messenger RNA of Paramecium octaurelia, 1083 nucleotides long. The record is from the annotation of a GenBank genome assembly. NCBI's taxonomy places the organism in Eukaryota, Ciliophora, Oligohymenophorea, Peniculida, Parameciidae.
AUGAGAGGAAAAAAAAGCGACAGCAGUGAUGAGAUAUAGUUUUUUCUUCAAGGUAAAGUAUUAGUAGCUCCUUUUAAUACAUAGGAUUAAAAGUGUUUUGUAGUGGCGGCUAUAUAAAUUUCAAACAAUGAAAAAUAUGUUGCCAUGAUUUAUUAGAUUUAAGCGAUCUAAUUAUUUCUCUAAGUAUGGGAUCUAGAAAGCUAAUAAUAAAUAAUUAAUUAGAAGUUUGGUACAAUGAUUCAUAGAGAAAUUAAAAUUUAAUUUUCUGGGGAUUCUGAAGUGAUAGGAAUUAAUUAAAGGCUUAGAUCUGAAUAAUCCACUUAAAUAUAUUUCUUAUAAGUUAAAACUGAAAAGGUAACUGAAUUGGUAAUACCUGAUUUUUAAUCUUUAAUUUCAAGUGAAUUUGCAAUCAAUUAUACGGGAAACAAAUGCAUAAUCAAUUAAUAUGAUCUUUUUUAUGUUUUUAAUAGUAUUUGGGACAAUUAAAACUAUAAUUACAAAUAUUCAAGUAUCAAUAACACAAUAGGUUAUGAUGUUAUAUUUAAAUUUUCAUUUUUUUAUGACAUUUUCUAUCUAUUUUAAAAAGGGUAACAAAAAUUAGAGUUAUGGACUUGCUAUAAAGACAACAAGGUCAAGUAAAUUGCCUCCUAUUUUGAUUCUUAUUUCAUAGAUGAUUUGUAAGAGAUGGAAUCAAAUAAACAAUUAUUAGUUAAUUAUAAGGCAAAUAUUUGGUCAACUAACACCGUUGUGAUAAUAUAUCUACCUAAAUUUAGCAUAAUUAGAAAAAUUUCACUUAGUUCUCAUUAUAAACACUCUGAUAUACUUACUUUACUACCUAGAACCGACUUGAUUUUACAAUUAAAGCACAAAUAAAGAAAAAGAGUUGAUGAGUUCAUGGUUUUCAAACAACAAUAAGACAAUUAUCAUGAAUCUUUUGCAAAAUUAACAUUCACAUAACCAGAAGCCAAAGUUUUGUAUGCUCCAAUAUUAAUUGAAGAAAAUUCUUUUCUUUUAAUUUCCAAAAGCCAGUUAUUGCAGGUGAUAAAAGACAGAGUUGAAAUUUAUUCAUUCAAAGCAGUUUGA